This is a messenger RNA of Osmerus eperlanus (European smelt), 2670 nucleotides long. It is a transcript of the gene faah, whose product is annotated as fatty acid amide hydrolase. The coding region runs from base 120 to 1850 and encodes 576 amino acids. Lineage: Eukaryota; Metazoa; Chordata; Actinopteri; Osmeriformes; Osmeridae. Gene Ontology annotation, biological process: fatty acid catabolic process. The transcript is spliced from 15 exons. The record is from RefSeq and is a predicted model, not a curated record. Gene Ontology annotation, molecular function: amidase activity; fatty acid amide hydrolase activity.
CUAGCGUUAACAUAAAACUAGUGGUCUGCUACACUAGGCCUACUGUCUGCAGCUGAGGACUCGCCACGUCGUUAGAAAAGUAUAGGCUACGCUAGAGCUAUCUCUAGCUCUAUGGCAAUAUGGAAAGUGUGGAGACGAGCUGGACAGCGAUUCUGACUGCUACAACAUGUGGAGCAAGUGCCAUGGUCAUUUUGUUUAAAUGGUACCGGCAUCAGCAAAUAAAGAAGAAAAUUCAGAAAGCAAGAACCAGAAGAGAUGCGACGAUACAACGGGCAGCGUAUGCAGUCCGUCAGUUCAAAGAUUCGCACUCUGUCACAGAUACUUCUCAUAUCCUUUCCUUACCCCUGGCUGAGUUAAUCAAGAAACUAAAAGAUGGCUCUCUCAGUCCUGAAACUGUGUUCCACUCCUACAUGGAAAAGACCUUGGAGGUGAAUAAGAGGCUCAACUGUUGCACUGAGAUUCUACUGGAAAGUUUUGACCAGCUCAAAAAUAUUGGGUGCUGCAAGGAAGGUCUUCUUUAUGGUGUCCCCAUCAGCAUCAAAGACAAUUUGGGAUUCAAGGGUCAUGACUCCUCAUGUGGUGUGCUCUGUAAAUUGGACCAACCUGUUCCAGAGGACGGUGUGUUAGUGAAGGUUCUGAAGACACAGGGAGCCAUUCCCUUUGCCAAAACCAAUAUUCCCCAAGGCCUUCUAAAUUAUGACUGCAGCAAUCCCAUUUUUGGGCAGACUGUGAACCCGCACAAUUCUCUGAAGACUUCGGGUGGUUCCUCCGGGGGUGAGGGGGCUCUGAUUGGAGGUGGAGGCUCUCUACUGGGCUUGGGCACUGACAUUGGGGGCAGCAUCCGUAUCCCAUCAUCCUUCUGUGGCAUCUGUGGUUUCAAGCCCACAACAAAUAGGCUGAGUGGUCAAGGUGUUACCUCCUGCAGCAAAGGCCAGAAGGCAGUGUUGUCUUCCACCGGGCCUAUGGCGCGAGAUGUUGACAGCCUGGCUCUAUGUAUGCAGGCUCUGCUGUGUGAUCACUUGUUCAAACUGGACCCCACUGUGCCACCCAUCCCAUUUAACCAGAAGGUGUACACAUCUUCCAAGCCCCUGAAGAUUGGUUACUUUGAAAGCGAUGGCUACCAAAUGCCAUCUCCUAGCAUGAAACGAGGCCUGAGGGAGACCAAGGCCCUGUUAGAGAGAGCUGGCCACACGUUGGUGCCUUUCAGUGUUCCCAGGUUGAGCUAUGCCAUGCAUGAGCUUGUUAUCAAAGGUAUCCUUGGAGACGGAGCCAACACCCUGCUAAGCCACUUGAAGGGUGGUCCAGUAGACCCUUGUUUGAGACCACAGACUGUCACAUACAAUCUACCCCACACUGUGAAAAAGAUCCUCUCUGUUCUCCUGAAACCUCUGUUUCCUCGAGUAGCUGACUCUUUGGGAGCCACUUGUGGUGUUAGCUCUGUACAGGACAUGUGGAAAACUCAGGCGGCUAUAGAGGACUACACCCAGGAAAUUAUAGCUGAGUGGAGGAAGUGUGAGAUGGACGUGUUGCUCUGCCCAAUGCUAGGACCGGCCUUCAACUUUUUCAACUGUGGGAAGCUCACAUGUGCAACAUCGUACACUAUUAUCUACAAUCUGAUCAAUUUCCCAGCUGGGACUGUUCCUGUGUCUACAGUCACUGCUGAGGAUGAACAGGAGCUCAAAUGCUACAAGGGGCACUUUGGUGAUCCUUGGGACAAACAAUUUGUAAAGGCAGUGACCGGCGCUGAGGGCCUGCCUGUGGCCGUACAGUGUGUGGCUCUGCCCUGGCAGGAUGAACUCUGCCUACGGCUCAUGAAGGAGGUGGAGCGACUGGUCAAGGAGAACAAGUGAGGAGGGAGAGAAGGAAGGCGCCUUGAGUACAAUUCCACUCUAGGCUUAUGAAGUUGCUCCAGAGGAUAAAGGAAAGAGGAAAAGCCUAAAGCAGUCAAAAGCACUAUUCACUAUCCGUUUGAAUAUCAUUCGAAACACACUGUAAAUCAAGUUUCAAGAAAUAUAAAUGUAAAUCAAGUAAAGGGAGACUUGAAAUCAAUAGAAAGUAGUUGAAUGUAUUUUUUUUAGUAAAUUGCUGCUGUGUAUAUGUAUUUUGAUUGAUAAAAUAACAAUAACCAUAUUUUUGGACAUGAACCAUAUUGAUACAAUUUAUUUAAGGUUCAAAUUAAAUUUUGUAUUACACUUGUUUUAAUAAUGCAUUUACUAACUUAUUGUAUUGGAAAGUGGAGCUGAGACAAUAAAACUUAGUCAACAAAAAAAUACUUUUGAACAAUUGAUCAUUUUAUAUUGCUUAAUCUUAAAUCAUUGUUUUAAAUUAGUACAUUUAGAGAUGACUUACAUCUAACUACACUAAUUGAAAAACUCACAUCAGAAAUAUGUUACUGGAAGUACCAAGGUUAGGGUUAGGGUUAGGUAUCUAACCGUAUUUGCUUUUACUUUUAUAUACAAUGUAUCUAAUUGCGUAUUUUAAAUCAAGUCUCCAAACUACAAAUUAUACCUUGACUUGGAAGAAUCUGCAAAUGAUAUGUAUUUUAAUAGUGUUCAUUCUUGCAGAGCUAAAUGCAGUUCACUGUCACAUAAAAAUCACAAAAAUUGAAUUGUUGUACGUGAAAUCUAUGCACAUUUGAUUUUAUUUGAAAUAAAGACAUUGAUAUCGAAA